UAGAGGUGUAAAGUGGGCCGGCCCAGCCCACAGAUGGCCCGAAGAACUUCAAAACCCAUGGUUGGCAGUCAUUUGAUCCUGACCUAUCCAGUCAGUAGCGGGAAUGUAAAACGGUUGGUUCAGAAAGAACAGGGAGAGAGAGCUGCAACAAUGGCUUACACACUCUUUUCCCAUACUUGUUUCAUCUUCCCUUCUCAGAUUCCAUCUGGAAAAUUGAAAUCCUCCUUUGUCUACAAUGUUGGCAGGCGGGUCCUCACUCGUUGCUCGGCGAAGAAGAAGAUCGGUUUCUUCGAUCAAAUUCUUGAUUAUAUAGAAGGGGGUCCCAAGUUAAGGAAAUGGUAUGGGGCACCUGAUCUCGUGCCAAAGGAUAAAUCUAUUAUGGAAGAAGAGGAUGAGUAUCCAGAUGAUGAAGUCAGGGAUGCUGUUCUAGUGACUGAUGGAGAUAGUGAUAUUGGUCAGAUAAUAAUAUUGUCACUAAUUGUCAAACGAGGAGGUCGAGUUAAAGCAUUGGUGAAAGACAAACGUACUGCUAGGGAAGCUUUUGGAACUUAUGUUGAGGUAUUGCAUUUUAACUUGUCCAUGGUUGGAGAUGCAAGUAAUAAGACAUUUCAAAAGAAAGCUCUAAGAGGUGUUCGUGCUAUCAUAUGCCCAAAUGAAGGUUUUCCAUCUACUAUUGGGAGCUUGAAAGGCAUAAAUCAUGUAAUUUACCUAUCGCAGUUAUCUGUUUAUAGAAGUAGCAAUGGAAUUCAGGCUCUCAUGAACAGCAAUGCAAGAAAAUUGGCUGAGCAAGAUGAGGCGACACUUACAGCCUCAGGAGUUCCUUACACCAUCAUCAGGGCUGGCGCAUUACAGGACACUCCCGGUGGAAAGCAGGGUUUCAGCUUUGAAGAGGGUUGUGCAGUAAGGGGAACUCUUAGCAAGGAAGAUGCUGCCUUCAUUUGUAUCGAAGCACUUGAUGCUAUCCCUCAAAAAGGAUUCACUUUCGAGGUAAGUAAUGGAGAAGAGAAGGUUUUAGAUUGGAAAGCAUGUUUGGCUGGAUUGAUGGAGAAAGCAGGGCAGCAGCUUCAAUAACUAAUGUCUAAGCAAGAGAACUUGCUUGAAUGUUUCUUUUUUCAUUAUCUUCUGGUUUUUUUUUUUUUUGCUGGUCUUGUCUUUUGAUGACUUGUUUCAAGGAUUGAACAAAAUGUAAAAAUGAUUAGGAUUGAACAAAAUGAAAAUUUGUCGCCGGAGCCAAUUUUCCGGCUGGACCUCAUGCUGGGAAGUGGGAACCACGGGUGUCGGGUGGCAGACACCCGAGAUGAUGCGGAGGAGGUGACGUG
Tripterygium wilfordii is the source of this 1319-nucleotide messenger RNA. RefSeq lists its product as uncharacterized. Bases 34 to 1071 code for a protein of 345 amino acids. The transcript is spliced from 9 exons. Gene Ontology annotation, cellular component: chloroplast. NCBI's taxonomy places the organism in Eukaryota, Viridiplantae, Streptophyta, Magnoliopsida, Celastrales, Celastraceae. The record is from RefSeq and is a predicted model, not a curated record.